AGCAUAUGCGAUGUGCAAUCAUAUGCGAUCUGCAAGCAUAUGCCACAUUCGAUGUGCAAUCAUAUGCGAUCUGCAAGCAUAUGCCAGAUGCGAUCUGCAAGCAUAUGCCACAUUCGAUGUGCAAGCAUAUGCGAUCUGCAAGCAUAUGCAAUCUGCAAGCAUAUGCCACAUUCCAGGUGCAAUCAUAUGCGAUAUACAAGCCUAUGCGAUCUGCAAGCAUAUGCAAUCUGCAAGCAGAUGCAGUCUUCUGUUACAUUACAGUAA
Molecule: messenger RNA, 264 nt
Organism: Volvox carteri f. nagariensis
Lineage: Eukaryota; Viridiplantae; Chlorophyta; Chlorophyceae; Chlamydomonadales; Volvocaceae
Exons: 1
Source: RefSeq, a predicted model, not a curated record